Austrofundulus limnaeus is the source of this 1697-nucleotide messenger RNA. RefSeq names its product coiled-coil domain-containing protein 106. NCBI's taxonomy places the organism in Eukaryota, Metazoa, Chordata, Actinopteri, Cyprinodontiformes, Rivulidae. Gene Ontology annotation, cellular component: nucleoplasm. The coding region runs from base 182 to 1270 and encodes 362 amino acids. The transcript is spliced from 7 exons. The record is from RefSeq and is a predicted model, not a curated record.
CCUGAAAGCCUCACCUGUUGAGGCCACUUAAUAAUCAGGUAAUUGCUGCUUCAGGCCCGUUUAUCUCCUCGUGCGCUUGGUCUCAGGCUGUAUUACAGAAGAAUAACAGCGCACAGAAAUCUAAUACCGCCGGGUUCCUGCGGAUUAGACCUCGCCAUCACGAGCCGAACUGUCUGCAGCCAUGAAUCCUGAAAGCAGCAGACACGAAACUAAUUCUCCAGAGCACUACAUGCCCCAAUCGUCAUCAUCAUCGUCAGCAGCAGCAGGAGAUGGUCGAGGUGGUGGGCCUUUGUAUAUGGAUGCGUAUGAGGUCUCUUUUCCCCUKGAAGACCACUCGGAGCGCCCACCUGACUAUCUCCUGAACCACGGCCAGCAGAUGGUGGAAGAUCAAGUGGUGCAGGAGCCUCCUCAUCCUCAGUACAGCCCCUUCAUCCUGGUUUCGAACCUGCGGACUCACCUGUAUGUUUCCCUGGAGAAGAACGCCUGGCUGCAGAAGCGCAUCGAGGAACUGGAGGAGGAGAGGAACUUCCUGCGCUGCCAGCUGGACCGCUUCGUCGUCAGCAUGAGGAAUCCAGAUGUGGGUGAGUUUUGCGGAGACGCCCAGCGUGGUGUGAAGAUCCAGCCUGCCGGCUCUCCGUCCCCUCCUUCCCCMAUGACCACCAGGUCCGGGAUGACCCUCAAACGCAUCCAGGGCUCAGGACCCCGGUCUCGCCGUAACAUCGCGGUCCCAGUCAAGCAGGAGUUUCACGUUGAAGAGGGCAAAUACUACACCGAGGAUGAGUACGUGGAGGAGGAGGAGGAGGAGGAAGGAGAGGAGGAGGAGGAGGAGAACGAUGAUGACUCUUCUGUGGACAAGGUGUUAAAGAAGAAGGGCAAGGGGCGAGCAGGCGGAGAGCCCAGGGUGAAGAUGAGGAGGAUCUUCAGGAUCACACAUGGCAGAGAGAGACAGAGAGUGAAAGACCCAGACGGAGUUUUGAUUCGGUAUAAGAAGAUCCUGUCCACCUACCAGCGGGUGAGGAGCAUGUCCCGAGCCUUCCAGAUCCACGGCGUGGACCGCAACACCAUGGCCUCCACCUCGCCCAUCGCAGAGCUGCUGCUGGUCGCCCCGGAGAAGAUGACAGAAGUGGGAGAGUUCGAGGCGUCGAAGGAGAAGCUUCUGGAUUACGCCCGGCGCUGCUACAAGACCAUGGACGACGAGACGCACGCCAAGGUCCAGGGCAUGAAGAAGACCCACAAGCUGCUCCCAAUCUCCUACAGGUUCAGGAACUGAGGAAGAUUAUUAUUUUUUUUAUGUCGUGCAGUGAAAGUGUGAGCUCUGCUCUGUUUAAGUUAUAGUUUAGAUCAGAUCCAUGUUUUUUGCUGAUUAAUUAGCUGAAGUUGUUUAUUAUCUGACUGUUAUCGUCCCUGGAUCUGAGUUUUUAUUUAAAAAAGGUUGAAGUUUGAUUUGUUGUGUCRGGUAAAAGGGCUUGCCACUUCGUUUAUUUGUUUAACUAAAUUUGUGGAUAUCAACAAGAUUGUUUUUUCUUUGUAUCCACAGUCAUUUGCACAUUAAAAAAAWAAUCUUGACUUUGCACAUGUUAAAAAGUCCAUUUUUACAUUUUGAUUGCAAUAACAGAAAAUGUAAAUUGUCAUGCCGUGUAAGAAGAUAACUUAUGUAAAAUCUGUUAUUGUUUCAGAAAAUAAAAUCUGAUUUGUGA